AGCAGCGCAGCCGAGGCAGCGGAGGCAGCGGAGGCAGCGGAGCCUCGAGGGUGCGGGCUCGGCACCCAUGGCGCCCGCCGCCGUCUGGGCCGCGCUGACCGUGGGACUGCAACUCUGGGCCGCGGUGCACGCCGUGCCCACCCAGGUUACAUCGAUACCCUAUGACCCAAAAACUGGAAGCAUGUGCCAGCUGAGAGAGUACUACGACAAGACGGUGCAGAAGUGCUGUGGCAUGUGUCCACCUGGCCAGCGUGUGAAACACUUCUGCACCAAGACCACAGACACCGUGUGUGCCGACUGUGAGGACAGCACCUAUACCCAGCUCUGGAACUGGGUCUCCAAGUGCCUGGGCUGUGGUUCCCGCUGUAGCUCCAACCAGGUGGAAACACAAGUUUGCACUCGGGAGCGGAACCGCGUGUGUGCAUGCAGGCAGGGCUGGUACUGUAUGCUGAGGAAGCAGGAUGGCUGCCGGUUGUGCAUGCCACUCAGCAGGUGCCGCCCUGGCUUCGGAGUGGCCAGAUUAGGAACUGUGAACUCUGAUGUGGUGUGUGCCCCGUGUGCUCCUGGAACAUUCUCCAACACCACUUCAUCCACAGAUGCAUGCAGCCCCCACCGCACCUGUGAUGUGGUAGCCAUUCCAGGCAAUUCAAGUAUGGAUGCGGUCUGCAUGUCUGUGUCCGCCACCCUGCACACAGUCUCAGGGACAGCUCACACACCCCAGACAGUGUCCACGAGAUCCCAGCCAGUGGAGACAACGUUAGAGCCCAGUCCAGCUCUAAGCACUUCCCUGACAUUCUCAGAGAGCUCCAGGCCCCCAGUUGGAGGGAUCAGAGUGGGCAUGGGUCUUCCCAUCGGACUGAUUGUGGGAGUGACGUCCCUGAGUCUGCUGGUGGUGGGACUGGUAUACUGUGUCUUCGUGAGCCAGAAGAAAAAGAAGUCCUCCUGCCUGCAGAGAGAAGUCAAGGAGCCUCACUUGCCUGCCGAGAAGGAGCAGCAGCACCUGCUGACCACAGCACCCAGUUCCAGCAGCAGCUCCCUGGAGAGCUCAGCCAGCACCGGGGACAGGAGGGUGCCCCCCAGGCAUCAGACACAGGCACCCACCACGGGGAAGGACAGAGGGUCCGGGGAGGCCGGGGCCAGCUCCAGGAGCUCAGAAUCCUCCCCUGGCAGCCAUGGGACCCAGGUCAAUGUCACUUGCAUCGUGAAUGUCUGUAGCAGCUCUGACCAUGGCUCACAGUGCUCCUCCCAAGCCAGUACCACCAUGGGGGACUCAGAUGCCAGCCCCUCAGGCUCCUCAGAAGAUGAGCAGGUCCCCUUCUCCAAGGAGGAGUGCCCCUUUCAGUCACAGUUGGAGACCCCAGAGACUCUGCUGCAGAGCCUGGAAGAGAAGCCCGUGCCCCUUGGUGUACCUGAAGCCGGCAUGAAGCUCAGUUAACCAGGCCAUCGAGGCUGUCACAGACAGGGUGGAAUGACCCUGCAAAAGGGGGUCUCCAGACCUUCUAGACCUCCACUCCCCAGAACUCUGUGUGACUUUCUGGGCCAACUUCCUUUAGCAGCCUCCACAGCCCCAGCCUCCCUCUCACCUGCAGGUUGAGCGAGGGACAGGACAGCCAGAGUGGCAGAAAACCAUUGCAGGUCUGGCCUUCUCAGAAGGCCAGCUGGGCAUAGGUAUGCAGAGCACCUGGGCAAGUCCUUGCCCUCUGUGACCUGCUCCCAACUGGACCUGAAAGCUGGGCUUCCAGAGCCCCUUCUGGUCAUUUUUCUCUGGCUUCCAGGGCUCCUUCCCCAACCCUCUCCACCCGAGGGGCUUACUGGGAAGGAGGGACUCUGUGUGAGUCAUUCAAGGAGAAAGGAUAAUGCUGGACCUUGAAUGCUGAGACCCUAGGAUGGUCCCCAUGGGGGCUAUCAAUCAGAGGGUUCUAUGUGGGAAAGAAGAGGUGGCAGCCCUGUAGGGGACAGGCCCCUCAGGUUAGCUCAGGACUGUUGGAAAGAAUCCACUUUUUCCUGCUUGUUCUUUUUGUACCUUGGUGUGAAAAUCAGACUCCCAGAGGGCCCUGGCAGGCAAUUUUGCUCAGUGCUGCAGCCUGGCAGGAUGGCAGACCUCAAACUGGGGUGUGGCUCUGUGGCAGAGGGCCAUGGUUAGCAUGCUGGAGGCUUGGGUCCCAUCCUCAGCACCACAAGAAAAAAACAAAAGCAAGUACCAUUCAGGCAAACAAGACAACAAAACCAGCUCCUGAGUGCCACUGGUAGCCUCGGCCUUUGAGCUUCACUCCAGUGUACCCAGGCUUCAGCCCUCCUCCCUUGCUGUCUGAUGAACUAUUUCAAAGCCACACCUUUUCCUGUCAGGGAAUUUCAGGAACUGGAGAGGUCCAAGGUCCCUGCAGCCAUCUCUCUCCACCUACCUCAGUCUGGACCUUUCUUCAGCUUCUGGAGGGGUGUGUUCCCUCCCACUCCCCAACUCCCUGAUCCCAGGGUCGCUGGGGAACCACUUUGGUACUGUGUGCACUGUGAUGCAGAGAGGCUGAGAAGCUGAGAGCCAGUUGUGUGUCUGUGUUGUGUGUUGUGAGUUUGUACUGUCCAUGCUGUCAAGCUGAGUGGCCCGUCCUGAAGCAGCUGAAGCCAGCAGUUUUGCUAGGAAAUGCUUCCCCAUUAGAGAGUCAACCUACUCCCUCCAACACACGCCCAGAUCUGGAAAGAAGAGGGUUGGGAGUCUCCAUGAGAGGCCAGUUCAGUCUCUUGGAUCCCUUGUCCAUACAUUCCACUGGACUUGAACUUGGCAGCUGAACUACUGAGGGUAGGAGAGCCUUCCUGUCACCAUGAGGACAAGAAGGGUUUCCACCAGGGUAUCAAAAUGUGACACUGCCUGGACUGGACUGGACAAGUCUCUGCCCAUUACACCCCUGUGCAGCGAUGGAGCAUGUCUGCCCCCUGGUGGAAGGUUCUGGGAGGACCUUCAGUUUCCUGGCAUCACUGAGCAGAGCAAGGGAGGACUCAGAGUUGGAAGGACUCCUUCUGGUGUGGCCCCAGUUUCCCCUGCUUGUGCUGAUCCUAAGACAAUGAGAGUUUGCACUGUGUGUUGGACAGCGUCCCUGCAUAUAAAUAAACAUUUUGUUAUACACGUUGACCCCUCUGGCUGGGGUCUGGGUUGGGAGUUUGCCAAUGGUCCUGCUGGCCUUCCACCAAUGUAUGGGGACAGAUGGGGUUGUGGCCAGUGCAGUCCAGCAGGCCCACGGUGUGACCAGCCCAGAGGCCUCCCAGUUACAGUCGCCCUUGCUGAGAGCCUGGCCUCCCCUCCGGCCUGUGAACAAGACAGAACUUCCGGCCAGGACCAGCCUGCUAGCCCCCAAAUGGAUCCCAUCUCCUGCUCUGCCCUAGGUCUGGUCGCCUCAGCUUGCUCUGGGUUGGGGUGAGGUCUUGGCAGAUCUGCCCUGUAUGAGCAGCCUCUCAAGAGCAAGGCUCUGCCCUCCCAGAGCCUCCCAAUCUGAGUGGAUUGCCAUGAAGCCCAUCCCUGGAUGCUCUGAUCAGCAGGGGGCUCUGGGAGGACAGAGGAGGGCUGUGGAGACUGUGGAGUCAGGAGGGUUCUAGUGAUGACCUCCGACAUAGUCCUGAAGGAUGAGCUAUUUUCCAGAACAAAGGGUGGGGAGGUGGGGAAGAGGUUGGAGGUUUUUGAGACAGGGUCUCACUAUAUGGCCUAGCUUGGUCUUGAAUUCACUCUGUAGACCAGGCUGGCCUUGAACUCUUCAUCCUUCUGCCUCAGCCUCCUGAGU
Messenger RNA from Castor canadensis (American beaver), 3767 nucleotides. RefSeq names its product TNF receptor superfamily member 1B (gene Tnfrsf1b). Lineage: Eukaryota; Metazoa; Chordata; Mammalia; Rodentia; Castoridae. Gene Ontology annotation, biological process: positive regulation of oligodendrocyte differentiation; extrinsic apoptotic signaling pathway; inflammatory response. Gene Ontology annotation, molecular function: tumor necrosis factor receptor activity; tumor necrosis factor binding. Gene Ontology annotation, cellular component: membrane. The record is from RefSeq and is a predicted model, not a curated record.